UUUUUUAUCUUUUCUAGUAAGCUCCACCGUGAUACACUGUUUGAGUGCUGCAGUGCUGUACUGCAAGGUGCCAAGGACAAGAAAAGAAAGUUUACGGAAACUGUUGAGCUGCAGAUCAGCUUAAAGAAUUAUGAUCCUCAGAAGGAUAAGCGUUUCAGUGGAACGGUAAAGCUCAAGCAUAUUCCACGACCCAAACUUAAGGUUUGUAUUCUGGGUGAUGCAUCUCACUGUGACGAGGCCAAGGCAAAUGACAUCCCUUGCAUGGAUGUUGAAGCUUUAAAGAAGCUAAACAAGAACAAGAAACUGGUCAAAAAGCUUGGUGAGUAAAAAGAGUUUCACGAGUGGUUUGUACAGACAGGUCCUGGAAACCUCCAAAGUCCUGCAAUUACUGUCAUUUUUAGUCAUUAUUGUUAACUGGUCAUAUUUAAUAACUUACAUGUAUCCACUGGGGAUACAUGUAGAAGGUCAUCAGCACUUGUAACAGGGUUGUCAUUAUUUAAUGAAAGAUAUUAUUCAUCUCGGUAUGUGGAUUAUAUAGGCGUAUUUGUAUAUGUUUUUGUUAAUUUUUUUUAUCUCAGGUAAUUCUUAUUUUUCCUUUGUUUCAACUUCAUUAGCAUACUUUACCAUACCCCCAAAAAAACAAGAAAAACAAAAAUUACUUGAGAUAAAGAAUCCACACAUCACUCAUGGGUCUCCUGUGGCCCAACAUGUCAACACCCAAGCGGCAAAGGUUUUCUAAUGUCCAAAUGCGUGGUGUGGCUGUAUGCAGUGGAACCAACAUCCAACAGAAGCAGCAUGAAAUGAGAAUAAUUUCCGUCCUAGGAACCAUUCAGCCGAAAGGACUAAAAUAUCAAUUUCAGCUUCAUUUUGAACUCUGACUUACAUCUUGCGCAUAGUACUUUUUACAUGCACAUGCACUUCAUUUUAUGUCUAAUGACAAUUGCGCAGUGUAACAGUUUUCUCAACACUGAAGAGGGGUUAUACAGUCAACUUCCUCUUAACAGACACCUCUAUAAGACGGACACCUUGCAAAAACGGACACCCAGAGUUGGUCCCUGCCUUUCUUUACUCCUUGUAGUUGAUUCUUUAUAAGAUGGACAUCUCUGUUAAAUGGACACCUAGGGUUGGUCCCAAAGGUGUACACUCUACACUGAAACAUCUGUUUCAUUUCCUUAGUUAUUUAUUGUUUGCUUCAUGACACUUUUUUAUUCCAUUACUUGGUGCAUUCUGACCAUGCAAUGUUUCAGAUCACAGGGUCCAGUUAAUGAAAUUGUAAGUGCAAAAGAAAAGAAGUUUUUUGUUGUCACUGCGUGGUAGUUGUGUGAUGGAUUGUCACUGUAUUACCUUUUUUAACAGUAGUUUGGUAUGGAAAAAUUUUAUUGCAUUACUUUUUAACCCUUCGUCUUCCGGGGUCGCCGAAAUCGGAGCUUCAGGAACGGUGACCAAAGAAAUUUCGCAAAAAAUUGUGUUACUUCCGAUUGCUCCCAAAUUUGGCACACAGGAAGUUAAUAGAUUUAGCCACUCACCUGCCUAGUUCCAGCCCCUGUCGACUUUUGACCGUCACACACCGGGUUUUCGAAAAUUUUGAAUUUUAUGGCGAGUCGCGGGGAAUCUUUGUGAGCCGGUUUUGCGAAUAAUGAAAGCUUGUAUCGACGAAUGUCAACCAAAUACAAGUCAAACAAGCUAUUCUGAAGGAUUUUGGAGGAUAACAAGCAAAAUAAACGCGAAAAUCGAGGUUAGGAAACAAUUAGAAUCUGUGCAUGCAAAUCGCCGAUCGCCCACUCUGUGCCACAUGUUCUUGAAACGGCGACGAUUUCCUUCCCGUUUUGCCUUCGCUUCGCUUUUCGCUGUCAAAUUCUUGCUUAUUUUGAUGAAUUCUAUCAGCAAAUUCAUGUCUGCUUGUCCCUAACUCGAUAUUUUUUUUUUGGAAUCGAGGAAACAAAGCGCCUCAGUGAAGUAAACAUGGGGUCACGAGGUGACGCUCUAAUUAUGAUAAUCCAAUUAGCAUAAUCAUGACAGCGUGCAGAAAAAAAUUUGUAGAAAAUUUCUAGUCGCCCAUAUUUUAGAACGAUUUUCGGGUUUUUUUUACUUACAUAUUGAUGAAAAAUAUUUCUUGCUACCAUAUCACCCAAAAUAAAGAAGUUUCCUAGCUAAAUGACAUUCUUUAAAAUUUUAAAAAUUUUUAUGCAAAAUAUGCUUUUUUAAUUUUUUUGUGGCGGAAUAUUAUGGGUUUCCUAUGACCGAAAUAUUUUUUUUUCGAAAGGGUAUUCUUUUCCCUUUCCAAUGAGGUAUAGCUUGAUAUUGAACUGUAAAUAACACCAGAGAUAUGAUUUUUUAAAGUUACAUGGCAAAAUACAUUGAAAUAAUUGGCUGCAGACAAGGAGUUAAAGUUAUUUUCUCUCUAUUUGUAGCCAAGAAAUAUGAUGCUUUCCUGGCUUCAGACAGUCUGAUCAGACAGAUUCCCCGUAUUCUUGGUCCUGGUCUGAACAAGGCUGGCAAGUUUCCCACAGCACUGACGCACAACGACAACAUGGUGCAGAAGGUGGAGGAAGUGCGCUCAACAAUUAAGUUUCAGAUGAAGAAGGUAGGAUAUUCACCAGAUAUAAGGCACAGUGCUCAAACAACUCAAAUCCUUGUUUUCAGAUAUUAGUCUUUAUUUGCCAUAUUUUUUUUUCAUGAGGUUUUAGUUCUUAUCAACUCUUUAAGCCCUUAUAUCAAAAUAUAUAUUCUCCUUACUAUCUUUCGUACAUUUCUUAUGGUACUGCUGGGAGGAAUUUGCUCAAACAUCAAGACAUUUUAUCUUUGGUGAUUAUUUCAUUCAUUCUCAUGUCUGGUUAAGAGUUACGCCUUCACCAUUCUCCUCCUAAACCAACUUGUGGACAAACAGCCGUCUUUGGUGUGUUUUAGCCUCUUUGGCAGAACUCUUGCAUAGUACUAUUCAUUUCCAAGGAUUUUACAAAACAUAGUAAUUUCUGAAUUUCUAAGGACUAAAAGAUCAAUGUACAGUUAAAUAUUUGUUGCUGCAUGAACAUUAAGUCGAAUAUCAUGUUCUGUGUGUGACCAGAGUUUUUGUGUGUUACUUUUGAGCACUGGUAAGGCCUUAUUUUCUGGAAGACCAGAUCACUGUUUAUUUAUCUGGUCGGACCUGCACCCAGGGUCUUAAAUAUCUGGGGAGACUGUGACAGUCGACAGAGUUUGCAACAAACCGGGCAGUUAAUAAAAUUGCUCAGUUAUGCAGAUUGUGCUUCUUUGGUAAGUCAUAAUUAUGGUGGGCCUUCCCCUAACAACCUCUUAUAUACAAUGACCAUUUUUUGGAGUUUAAAAUUUGUUCUGACUUAAAGAGUGCAGGGAUGUUGGGUGAUACAGCGUGCAAAGAAAGUAGUGUUCGAUAGCUUGGGGCUAGUGGAUUUUGCUAUCGGGUUGGUGAAUCUUGUUCUUAACUUGCCUGAUAGGCAAGUGAAGUUUUUUGAGAAAUUCUAAUUACGGAAGAACUGUGUAAUCAAUCUUGCUCAUGAAAACGUUUUUAGGGCUAGUUGAAAUGACUUUUGGGCUAGUACAUGCUAGCUACAGCUUGCUCAGAUGGGAAGCUGUAAAACUGAGUUUCUUUGUGCCCUGUGGGGUUUAGGGGGUAGGUAAAUACCUUAAAACGUUUUUGGCUCCUCUUGAUAUAGUGAAAUCCUGAUAAAAUUCAAUGUAAAAGUAAGGCUCGGGGGACAGGUUAUAAAUUUCAAUAUUUUGUAUCCUUUUUUUGUUGUUUGUGUGUUCUCUGCACUGAAAAUUAAUGUACAGAAAUUUUAACAUUGAAAAGUGCUUUUUGGUUGUAAUUUCGAUAAGAUGUUUUGACUCUUUAAUCACCAGGUUCUGUGUCUUGCUGUGGCCAUUGGUCAUGUUGAGAUGUCCCAUGAUGAACUUGUGGCAAAUGUCUAUCUUGCUGUCAACUUUUUGGUGUCGCUGUUGAAGAAGAACUGGCAGAAUGUACGUGCUCUCUACGUUAAGAGCACAAUGGGAAAGCCUCAGCGUUUGUAUUGA
Porites lobata is the source of this 4029-nucleotide messenger RNA. The record is from the annotation of a GenBank genome assembly. NCBI's taxonomy places the organism in Eukaryota, Metazoa, Cnidaria, Anthozoa, Scleractinia, Poritidae.